AUGGAUCGCCCGCGGGCAAAUUCAGUCAUGCAAGUCCGCUCGAGCCAGUCUGCCUUUCAGUUGCGUGCAAGUAAACUGUUCCAAAAGGUGUCUUCAAAGUUUACGCGCUCGUCCCCAGACCCAGGCGGGACCCCUUCAAUUCGUCGGGGCCCAUAUAUGCACUCCGCAUCUCUAGACGGCGGUGUGAAGCCAUACAUGUCCCAGCCGAUGCUCGGCCUAAUGCUUUCAACUGUGGAGGACAAUGGAGAUAGUGACGGAAGCGAUAGUCCAGUUCGAAGUGAAAUGGAUAACUCUCCCUUGCCGCAUGCCUCCACCCGUCCGCCUCUCCCUUCAAGAGCGAUUCCGCCAACUCCGAACUCCAACUCAGCGAAGCCACCGCUUUCGCUCAACUCCAAUCCCCCUUCGGUCAAUCUACCUAUAGUCACUCCCCCCACCCCAGUUUCCCCGACAACACUUGAUUCGCAGCAUGCUGAGCAGCAUCCAACGAGAAGAGACUCGCUCCCGGCCCUCCGUCGCUCUAGAUCUCAAACACUGUCUGAUGGCCGCAAUUGGAGUAGGCCAAGUAGUACUGUGUUUGGCGCCAGUGCCCAGGCAGCCUUGGGCAUGGGGAUAGCUGUUGCUUUAGGUGGCAAUACUACGCCAGGCGAACCUUCGUCAAUAUCGACUGUUUCUCCCACAUCAUCUUACGCCACAGCCAGAGCAAGUGCUAUCUCGACAGCCUCAACCUCUGACCAAUCUGUCUUGAGUGGCUUGCCUGUUCUGGAUCGCCAGGAGACCGUGACGAGCGGCUUGCCUCUUUUGCCAAGCAACACUAGUUCGGCUGUGAAUGGUGUGCCUGUUGACGGUCUUCCAUUUGGUGCAGCACCAGCAGUAGACCCUCAUCAGUACUAUCCGGUGCAACGAACAUCCAUAAGUACGAUAACUCCGCCGCUAACGCCCUCAACUUCAUCUCAAAAACAACCAACCAACGAUCAUCGACGUGCUUCUGUUGCUUCAUUCGCCUCUGUAACAUCUGUUGACUCGUUUACGACGGCUCGAAGUGGGGGUUGGUCAGAGGACGAGGCCAAUGAUGAUGACGAGGGCGGAAUGACACCCACUGUGGGAGACGACGAAGCCAAAGAUAUUGUGAUGCCGCUUGAAAACAUCACUCUGUCAAGAGAAGAUACGCUUCGGGGCGGUGAACCUCGGGAAAGGGCGGAGACGUUGCGGGGAACCACCGCUCCACCGCAUUUCGUAUUGAACUCUCCCACAUCGUCAAAAAUUAUUGUGCGAGAUUCUCCUCCUACGCCAACCCGUUCAAAUCCCCCCAGUCCAACAACCUCAACGAUCAAUCCAUCGUCGAGUCCUUCAACUUCUUUUUCACCACCAUCUUCUCCAAAAGCCCUAUCUCCUCCGCGUAGCCCAAUGCGUGCCGCUAGCCUACCUCCGAUAACGACCGUUCCACUCGUUAUUCCCACUGCCCCAAUCCCUUCAAUACCACCACGUUCCUCAGUCAUACUGAGAGCGUCUCCCUCAAGUGGCAGCCUUUCUGGAUCACCCUGGGGGUCUGAAAAUCCUUCCACGAUCCCACGAACACGGACAGCAUCGGCAGGAAAUCCCUCUCCCUCCUCGGCGAUGUCGACAUCAACUGUGACUCGUUCAUUUACGGGUACUUUGCCUGCUCGACGACCUCCCUCCAUUCCCAUGUCCCUACAUCGCUACAGCAUGGCUUUUAAUCCCGGCGCACCACUAUCUCCAGGGGGUAGCGAUCUAGGCCGUCUUAGCCCGAGUAUUAUUGUUCGGCAACCGCCUCUGGCUAUUCCGGUGUUGAAGCUACCCAGCAUUUCUUCACCUGCACCAGAACCGUCUCCAGCGAGUUCGGGUACCGUGGGAAGACGAUCAAGUGUGAUUUUUGGACCGCAUGGGGCUCAUGAGCGGGAAACAAGCAAGGCGGUUGUGAAGAGCAUGCCUGCGUUGGCGAUGGAGGGGACUGCCGAAGUUGAGACUGCCGCGGGUGAGUCGGAUUCUGACAAUGAAGAUGAUGAUGGUGGCGAUGAUGGUGGAGAGGGAGAUGAGGAUGAAGAUGAUUCCCAGCGCCCUUCGGUCGACGACUCGAGAGACGAAACUGAAUCGCCGUUUGUGCCUUUGCGACUGAACACUUCGGCACCAUUGUCGCUGGAUUUGGAUGGUUUGUUGAAUGGUGUUGGGCUUGGUUUGGGCUCGCCAAUCAUUAGCAAAGGAAAGGAAAGUGUUGCAUCGGUUAUGCAGCCCCAAGCCUCGCAGAAGACGGUCACAGGCCCGAAGACACCGCAAGCACAAGCCCAGUCUUCGCGGACUUCGGAUUACUUCUCAAUUCGGUCACCUUCCGCCGAAGGUCGGACACCGAUGCCAGCUUCUUCUCCGUUGAUGGGAAUGGCGGCCAUUCCUCGAACUGUACCAAUGCCGCCACUGCCCUCACCUGCUGGAGAGCGCCCUGGGAUGUACAAGCAUGCCUCGAGGAGCAUGGUUGACAUUUUAAAUGCACCAGAAGAUGAACCUCCCGUUUCUUCUGUCAACGCGGCAAAAAGUAAGGAAGACGAACGAGGGGCAGCGCCUGCAUAUGAUGGUCACGGUGUCCAGCGCGGCAGCACGCUUAGGCGAAGACGGUCUAUGCCAGAGGUUUCCGCUGCGCCACCACCAUAUACCUCGCCCAUGUUCCCGUUGCAGUUCCUCGAUGAUGGAGAAUCGUCCCAUCUCCACCCUCUGGCACAAGCACGAAUAGCUCCCCGGGAAGACGAGGGCCGGGAGGUGCUGCCCCCGUACUCGAAUUCGAUCUUAUUGCGGUCUGUUAUGCCUCGAAAGAUGGAAUUUUCCGAGCCCGGCGUGCAGGCUAAAGAUCGCAAAUGGCGGCGGGUGAUCUGUGAAUUGGAGGGGACUGUGUUUCGGGUUUAUCGGUGUCAGGCAGAGGGGUGGUGGGAGAGAAAAGUUGGGGUAGGCGACUUGGCGCAGGCAAGCGUCGGGAAUGCUGCUCUUGCGGCCGCUGCUGCCAUCAAGGCACGUGCUGCCGCCCGAGACGGCGCUCAAGACAUCAAACUGGCCGCUGAGGAGGGACGUUUGGACGCUAUGGAAGAGAGUUCCGGAGCAGAAAAUGGGGAAGGCACGACUGAAAUACCCGUGGCGCCACGACCGAGCAUGUCUUCGUCUUCUCGGAGCCGUGCUUCUUCGACAGCUACUUCUGCUUCGCCCACUCAACCCUCGUCUUCAUCAUCUAUCACAGACAUGUCUUCGUCGGCCUCUCGGUCGCGUCUCAAUUUGGGGCUUGGCUUACUAAAGCCCAGGUCACAUGGUCGUUCCAAAAGCGACCUGCCAAAUCCCCCGCGGUCACCUGUUGGGUCGCGUUCAUCGUUGUCGAUCCCUCGCCCGUCUUUUUCCAGCUCUACACCGCCGAUGCCGACAAGCACGAGUGGCGCGCCGCUGACUUCUUCUCGGUCGAAUGUCAGCCUGGCGUCGUCAAGAUCGCCACUGACAAGCUCACCACCGAGUGCCAAGGCGAAGGGGAAGCAAAAGGCGACGGACAUGGACGUCCCGGAGCCCGACCCGUCAGAUCUCAUCCGCGCAUAUACGCUGCAGCACGCGGAGAGCGGGCUCGGCAACGACUAUCUGAAGAGGAAACAUGUCAUUAGGGUGCGGCUGGAGGGCGAGCAGUUUUUGCUGCAGGCGAGAGAUGUUGGGGACGUCGUUGAUUGGAUUGAGGCGCUGCAUUGCGCCACUAAUAUCGCGCUUGAUCUCGACGAGCGGCCGAUGCCUAAGGGCCCGUUGUUCCCUAGACGCCGCAGAAGGCGGAAUCGGCCGACACAAGGACAAGGCGAGACUGCUGCUGUCCCCUCGACAGCCGUCUGA
Messenger RNA from Mycena indigotica, 3858 nucleotides. RefSeq lists its product as uncharacterized. The transcript has 6 exons. The coding region runs from base 1 to 3858 and encodes 1285 amino acids. The record is from RefSeq and is a predicted model, not a curated record. NCBI's taxonomy places the organism in Eukaryota, Fungi, Basidiomycota, Agaricomycetes, Agaricales, Mycenaceae.